Cricetulus griseus (Chinese hamster) is the source of this 1028-nucleotide messenger RNA. Lineage: Eukaryota; Metazoa; Chordata; Mammalia; Rodentia; Cricetidae. The record is from RefSeq and is a predicted model, not a curated record.
AUGGAUAAUACAAAUGAAUACUUACUUAAAUUUAAAGGAUACAAUUUUGAGAAAACUAUUGUGAAAAUUGAGCAUUUAGAAACUAUGGAAGACUUUGAAAUUAGGGAUGAUGAUGUCUUCAUAAUCACUUAUCCAAAAUCUGGUACCAUCUGGACUCAACAUAUCCUCAGUUUGAUUUAUUUUGAUGGCCACCGGAACAGCACUGAAAACAUCGAUACAAUGGACAGAGCACCAUUCUUUGAGUACAAUAUUCAUAAUAUAGACUUUGUCAAAAUGCCUUCACCUCGAAUCUUCACUUCCCACCUUCCAUAUUACUUAGUACCAAAUGGUCUGAAGAAGAAAAAGACUAAAAUUCUUUAUAUUUACAGAAAUCCCAAAGAUGUUUUGAUCUCAUUUUUUCAUUUUUCAAAUUGGUUGGUUACCUUAGAAGCUACAGAUACCAUCGAACAUUAUCUGGAAAAAUUUCUAGAUGGAAAAGUUGUAGGAAGCUGUUGGUUUGAUCACAUUAGAGGCUGGUAUGAACAUAGACAUGACUUCAACAUAAUGUUCCUGAGCUAUGAAGAUAUGAAGAAGGACCUUAGAAGCUCAGUGCUUAAAAUCUGCAGUUUCAUGGAGAAAGAACUGAGUGAAAAUGAUGUGGAUACUGUCGUGAGACAAGCUACAUUUCAGAACAUGAAAUCUGACCCACGAGCCAAUUACAAUAAUGUUAUAAAAAAUGAAAUUGGGACAAGACACAGUGGCUCUUUCCUGCGCAAAGGUACCAUUGGAGACUGGAAACAUCAUUUGACUGUGGAACAGAAUGAAAGAUUUGACAAGAUAUUCAAGAGGAACAUGGACAAAAUUCCCUUGAAGUUUGUCUGGGAUAUAAAUGAAGAAUAGAAUUCUAAUGUUUGUAUCAAAUACACAAAAGUCCAUUAAACAGAAUGCAUACUUUUAUAUCAAUAGUGACAUGUUUCUGUACGUUAAUCAUUGAAUGGCAACAAUUAUUAAGAAGCAAAACGAAUAAACUAUGCCUGUGUAAAUUGCAA